This is a messenger RNA of Humulus lupulus (European hop), 1035 nucleotides long. RefSeq names its product dehydration-responsive element-binding protein 1E-like. The record is from RefSeq and is a predicted model, not a curated record. Bases 126 to 845 code for a protein of 239 amino acids. Gene Ontology annotation, biological process: regulation of DNA-templated transcription. NCBI's taxonomy places the organism in Eukaryota, Viridiplantae, Streptophyta, Magnoliopsida, Rosales, Cannabaceae. The transcript has a single exon. Gene Ontology annotation, molecular function: DNA-binding transcription factor activity; DNA binding.
CAACUCACCUACUUUCGAACUCAAACUUAUAUAAUCUUUAAUAACCAUUUCUUCUUAUUCCACUACUAAAAGUGUAGAACUGGAACACGAACUCGAACUAUAACUACUGUAUAUUUGUUUAGUUUAUGGACUACUUCAGUCAGCUUACAGACACGUGUCACUACGUGGUGGAGAGCAGUAUCUCAGACAACAAUAUUAAUUACAAGGAAGGAAGUUCAUCACCAUUUUCGUCGGAGGAAGCGUCGCGAGGAGCUUCGCAUUCCGACGAGGAAGUGAUACUGGCAUCGAACAGGCCUAAGAAGAGAGCUGGGAGAAGGGUUUUCAAGGAGACGAGACACCCUGUUUAUCGAGGCGUGAGGAGGAGGAACAACGACAAGUGGGUCUGCGAGCUUCGCGAGCCCAAUACGAAGACCAGAAUAUGGCUCGGCACUUAUCCCACCCUCGAAAUGGCAGCGCGAGCCCAUGACGUGGCGGCCAUUGCUUUCCGUGGAAAGUCCGCUUGCCUUAACUUCGCGGACUCUGCCUGGCUGUUGCCCAGGCCGGCCUCGCUUGAUGCUAAGGACAUACGCGCCGCUGCGAGGGAGGGCGCCGAGGCGUUUAGGCCUGCUGAAUACGGCGGCGUUUCGGAGGAGAAGCAGAAUGAAAAUGAAUCUGUGGUGGUGGUGGAUGAGAGUACCGAGAAAAAUGAAAGUGUGUUUUUUAUGGAUGACGAUGCCACGUUGGACAUGCCAGGCUUUUUAGCUGACUUGGCAGAAGGUCUACUGCUUCCUCCUCCAUACAAUUAUUUCAGCGCAGAUGACGUGGAAAAAAAUGAUGACAUGUCGUUGUGGAGCUUUUCGUUUUGAUACUCUUCGAUAGUGUAGUUGAAUAACCUUUCACCUUUUUUUAUGGAUGAAAGGUCGUUUUUCUCUGUUUCUUCAUUAUUUCGUUUUAGGUUAAUAUUUUUGUUCCUUUUUCCAAAUCUUGAUAAAUUUGUAAGACAUAGAUUUGGAUUGAAUAUAAUAUGUAUAAAUAAAUAUGUACUUUUUAGAUGUA